UUGAACCGCAGUGACAGCGACAGCUCCACGUUAGCCAGAAGAUCGCCGUUCGUGCGUAACGCCAAGGAGCGGCGAAGUUUGAGAGUUAAGAGGACUCUGUGCCAGCCCCUGGUGAGAAGGAUGGCUGAGCCUCCGGUUCACACAUCCCUGGACUUGGAGCUGGAUCUCCAAGCCUCACUGACGCGACAGUGCCGGCUCAACGAUGAACUCCGGCGGCUCAGGGAGCUGAAGACCCGGUUGGAGGAGGUGAAAGCGAAGGGGGAGACCCGGCUCCCCGCCUGGGCGGUGGAGGACGGAAGGUUCCAGAAGCUGCUGAAACAAGCAGAAAAACAGGCCGGCCAGAGCAAAGAGGACCAGAGGAAAGAGUGGAGGACUGAGAAGAUGAUGAGGCAAGCAUCGAAGGAGGUGUGCAGACUCCGUGAACAGAGUCACAAGGAGCUGCAACAAGUCCACACGUUCAGGGAGAAGAUGGCGUUCUUCACGAGAGCAAAGAUCAGCGUUCCCUCACUACCUGCUGAUGAUGUCUGAUAUUGUUCAGAUUACCAAGUGUUUUUCAACAUUUUAGCGGAUUUUGAUAGCUGGUUAAAAGUCUUUCCCACCCAUUCUAAUAUUAGAGAUGUAAAACAUUUGUAAAUUAAUUGCAAUUGAAUACCUAUGUAAGUAAAAAGAGAAGGGUUUUUUUUUUGUCUAAAAAAAAAACAAGGUACAGGUCCACCACCAAUAUUCUGGUCAAA
This is a messenger RNA of Amblyraja radiata (thorny skate), 734 nucleotides long. Its product is annotated as protein WWC2-like. The transcript has 4 exons. The record is from RefSeq and is a predicted model, not a curated record. NCBI's taxonomy places the organism in Eukaryota, Metazoa, Chordata, Chondrichthyes, Rajiformes, Rajidae. The annotation marks the transcript as partial.